Klebsormidium nitens is the source of this 1456-nucleotide messenger RNA. Lineage: Eukaryota; Viridiplantae; Streptophyta; Klebsormidiophyceae; Klebsormidiales; Klebsormidiaceae. The record is from the annotation of a GenBank genome assembly.
GGACAUACGACCUCGGCUCCAGCUCUUUUCUGGACGACAUUGAUCUAGGGCCAUUUGGACGGGCUUAUAUCGGGGUAGGGUUUACCGGUGCCAGGCGAUCUGGUAACCUGUGCAGUAACCCCCAGUCAAAAAGAGUUAUCCUGGUCGCCUUUUCCCUCUUUGCGGCCGUCCUUUUCGUGUCCACCCUGGGCAUGUUGGCGGUGAGCCGAUGGUGGCAACGUAGGGCUCCUACGCAAACCGCGACUUCUGGCUCCCCUGGAAGGAGGCGGCUGGUUGCGGUCAUAGCUUAUACCUGGGGAGUCAUCAGUGUCGUUGUGCCGCUAGUGGAUAUUGCGACGGACAUUCUUGUUCUGGCAGAGGUAUGGGGCGCUUGGCCGAUGUAUGUGGUCCUCGCGUGCGUUCUAGCGCCACUGGCGGUUGCCGGGCUCGCCGUCGCAGAGGCUUGGGUUGUGUGGGGACGACCGAAAGUUGUUCACAGAGUCGGCUUCAAGUGGGUCUGGCUGGCGCCCCCGGCUGGAGAGUCUGCCUUGCACAGUCCAGGUCAGUCCUGGCGCUUAUGGGACGUGGCGUGCACUGUUAUGCUCUGGCCGCUUGCCACUGCCGGCGUUAUUGUUCAAGACUUCUUGGCGGUGUUGGACAAGCUGGGUUUGCGAUUAACCCUGGAUGGGCUCGUCGUCAGCUUUGAGGGCUACCAGGACUUCCGCAUUUUGCUGGAGGUGCUGCUCGAGUCCUUUCCGCAGGCCAUCUUUCAGACGGUGCUCUACCGCCUCGGCAGCUCUCGCGCGACCAAUAUCUACGUCGACGACCGGAUCUUUGCGCAGUCGAUCGGCGCCUCCCUUGUGACCAUCCUUAUGCAGUAUUGGGUUACCUUAUGGGAGUCGCUCCAGGGGAGGAAGUCGAGCUGUCAAACACCCUGGUGGAGAAGCCCGGGAAUUUUGCCGACUGGGGCAGCGGUGAGCGGACGGCGCACACUGUGGCGCAGCCCGUCCACGAGGUGGGCUCGGAGCCUUCCGUCCUUUUCCCCGCCAGCCCUUCAAGUGUCAAACUCUGACCCAUUUGGGGCUCCGUUGCUGGUCCGUUUAUUUCCGUUGAUGGUGCGUUCGAAGGGGCUUCGAAGCUGGGGGAUCCCCUCAAACUAUCAUGGGUUUGUCUUGAAUUUCAAGCAGUGAGUAUUUAUUCAGGCGGACUACUAGGACCCGAUGUAAGUACUCGAGUAUUUUGCCAGUUGAUAAGUUUGUGCGGCAAGCUGGUCCGUCCGGUCAUAGUGUAUCUUGAAGCUGUCGCGUGUGGAUUUUGAUUUCUUGUCUGCAUCAGAGGUCUUGCAAUAACACCCCUUUAAUUCCACCUGAAUGUAAGACAACCCAAGAACGUUCGACUCGGACAGUGGCGGAGCUGGCAGCCAACAUAACUGAGCCAGCCAUUGAGAAGUUACAGUUCAUUCAUCCAAACCGCCACA